UGUGUGUGUGUGUGUGUGUGCUCUGACAGGAGAACCCGUUCAGAGACAGAAUUGUGGAGACGUUCUCCGAGGACGGACAGGGGAACCUGAGCUUCAACGACUUUGUGGACAUGUUCUCUGCUCUGUGCGAAACGUCGCCCAGAGAACUGAAGAACAUUUACGCCUUCAAGAUCUACGACUAUAACAGGGACAACUUCAUCUGUAAGGAGGACCUGGUGAAGACCCUGAACAAGCUGACCAAAGGAGAGCUGACGCCGGAGGAGGUGACGCUGGUGUGUGACAAGGCCAUCGAGGAGGCCGACCUCGACGGAGACAGGAAACUCUCCUUCGCCGAUUUCGAGAACAUGAUCUCGAAGGCUCCAGACUUCCUCAGCAACUUCCACAUACGAAUAUGAUGCUGCGAAGGAGAGAUGCCUCACCCCCCCCUCAGUGCCUGUCCUCUCUAUCACCUGUGGAGAGACGUCCUCCAGAUGUUCUCCAGACGUUCUCCAGACGUUCUCCAGACGUCCUUCAGCAGGACCUGAGGCUGGACUCAGGCCUGGUCUCUGGUGAAUACAGACCAACAGUUUGUGCAUGAAACUUUUCUCUCCGUUAAAUUCUGAGCGAGGACAAGCUGAUCUGAUCCAGGAGAGCGUCUCUGAGGUCGGACGUCUCCUGUGGACACGUGGACACACAACAGGGCUUCUCUGACUCCAGUGCUUUGACAGAGACUUUUUGAAAAGCACACUUUUAAAGGGCAAACAGUGAAGAGCUAUGCAAUCUUUCCUCAUGACGUGCAUGUUGUAAAUCGCUUGUAGCUGCAGCAACUUUCUACGUGUGGUGUCGUGAACGUUGUGAUGCACAAUGACAAUCAUAGUAACCUGUAGAUCAGCUGAUGGAAGGGCUCUGUCGUCUCACCUGUAACAAACCUGAUCAAACAGCUUUCACUCAUCAACACUGACCUUUUCUGGCUCCGCUCAAAUAAAAGAUUUUUCUG
Paralichthys olivaceus (Japanese flounder) is the source of this 976-nucleotide messenger RNA. The record is from RefSeq and is a predicted model, not a curated record. NCBI's taxonomy places the organism in Eukaryota, Metazoa, Chordata, Actinopteri, Pleuronectiformes, Paralichthyidae.